This is a messenger RNA of Oncorhynchus tshawytscha (Chinook salmon), 1680 nucleotides long. RefSeq names its product cell adhesion molecule 2-like. Lineage: Eukaryota; Metazoa; Chordata; Actinopteri; Salmoniformes; Salmonidae. Bases 357 to 1529 code for a protein of 390 amino acids. The record is from RefSeq and is a predicted model, not a curated record. The transcript is spliced from 9 exons.
CUGUGCGUGAGAGCAAAGUGAGGAAGAGAGGAAUACGGCAGCAUCUCUUCUUCUUACCGGAGGAACCACAACGAAUCAUUAUCACAGCUAUAGUGCUACGGAGCAGUUACAUCUAAUCUUCGCGCUACCCAAUUCCCGGUACAUCUUCUAGGCCACCCAAGGGGACUAAACCGAAUAAAGGGAGGAGAACGUUAGGGAAGCCUUAUUACCGAUCUAUACGCACGAGGAGCCCAUAUAUAUUUACGGAUCUCACAGCAACACGAGGACUGACGAGGCCACCCCCACCUGGAUAACAAACCGCUUAACGUAGAACGGAGAGCUUUCGGUAACGCUAGUAAAUAGAGCGAGAAGACAGGAUGAUUCUCAAGCAUCACUUGGUCCUGACACUGUGCGCAGUCUACGGGAUCCUGCUAAAAGGGUCGUCCGGGCAACACCCCCUGGUCCAGAAUCAGACUGUGACAGAAGGCAGGACGGCCAUCAUGACCUGUAGAGUAGAAUACAAUGACCAGACAUCCCUCCAGUGGUCCAACCCCACACAGCAGACACUCUUCUUUGGGAACAAGAAAGCUCUGAGAGAUAACCGCAUAGAGCUGGUGAGGGCGUCGUGGUCAGAGCUGACCAUUAGUAUCAGUGAGAUCACACUGGCUGACGAAGGGAUGUACACCUGUUCUCUAUUCACCAUGCCUGUCAAGACCGCCAAGGCCUACCUUACUGUACUGGGAGUGCCAGAGAAGCCAGAGAUAGACGGUUUGACCAAGCCUGCCCUGGAGGGAGAUGAGAUCACUCUGACCUGUAUGACCCACGGCUCCAAGCCUGCUGCCAACCUCCGCUGGUUCAGGAAUGAGAAGGAGAUCAAAGGUGCCAAGGAGGUGAAUGCCAGUGGAAAGACCUUCACAGUGACCAGUUCUCUACAGCUGCUAGUUGACAGGGACGAUGAUGGGGCAGCGUACACCUGUAAAGUAGACCAUGUCUCCCUGUUACAGACACCACAACAGACUACUGAAGUACUGGAGGUGCACUAUGCUCCUCGUGCGUUGAUCACCCAGUCGUUGACGUUCCCUCAGGAGGGUCAGUACCUGAAGCUGGAGUGUGUCUCCAAGGGAAACCCAUCGCCAGACCCUGUGUUGUGGACUAAGGAUGGAGGAGAGCUACCAGACCUGGAGAGAAUGAUCGUACAGGGAAGAGAACUCACCUUUUCCGCCCUUAACAAGACAGACAAUGGCACCUACCGCUGUGUGGCCUCCAACCACCUAGGCACCAGCAGUGCAGAAUACAUACUCUACGUCUACGAUCCCAACGCCAUGGGGCAGCGUGGACCAGACCAUGCUCUGAUUGGUGGAGUGGUGGCGGUGGUGGUCUUCGUUACCUUGUGUCUAAUCAUCUUUUUGGGCCGCUACCUAGCCAGGCAUAAAGGAACGUACCUGACCAACGAGGCCAAAGGAGCGGACGAUGCACCGGAUGCUGAUACAGCUAUCAUCAACGCAGAGGGCAACACACAUGCUGAGGGGAAGAAGGAGUACUUUAUCUAGACUGUAGAGGGCGCUCUGAUCCGCUGCCCCAAAACGUGCUGAGGAGAAGAAGGAGUACUUUGUUUAGAUUGGUCUGCUGCCCCCUCUUUCUCUCUCUUUCUCUUUAUCUAACUCUCCCUCUUACUCUAUCUCCUUAUCUAUCUCUCUCUCU